Molecule: messenger RNA, 387 nt
Organism: Aureococcus anophagefferens
Lineage: Eukaryota; Pelagophyceae; Pelagomonadales; Pelagomonadaceae
Exons: 1
Biological process (GO): protein deubiquitination
Molecular function (GO): deubiquitinase activity
Source: RefSeq, a predicted model, not a curated record
GUGACGCUCCACGUCUACGAUUUCGUGGCCACGGGCUCGCGGACGAGCGCCGCUCUCUCGUGGUUGCAGCUUGGAUUGCACCACAGCGGCGUGGAGAUCAACGGCUCCGAGUAUAGCUUCAACGACGGCGGCGUCUUCAAGGCGCCGCCCCAGGCCUGCAGCCGCGGCGCCGCGCCGCAGUGCGUCCUCGUCGAGUCGCUGCACCUCGGCGCGCACGUCGGCUCGGUCAACGACUUCAACGGCGUGCUCAACGACCUGCGGCGCGCCUUCCCGCCGGGGUCCUACGCGCUCACGUCCCGGAACUGCAACCACUUCAGCGACGCCUUCGUCCGCGCGCUCGGCCUCGGCGGCAUCCCCGCGCGCGUGAACCGCGCGGCGUCCUACGGC